This is a messenger RNA of Cryptomeria japonica (Japanese cedar), 1456 nucleotides long. RefSeq lists its product as uncharacterized. The transcript has 10 exons. The record is from RefSeq and is a predicted model, not a curated record. Bases 140 to 1057 code for a protein of 305 amino acids. Lineage: Eukaryota; Viridiplantae; Streptophyta; Pinopsida; Cupressales; Cupressaceae.
UCUUCUUACAUCUUAUCUCAAGAUUGUAAGAUCCUGUCGCCUCACAGCGACAUAAUUACUAUUCAAAGUAAUAUAAGCGUAAUCACUACCAUCUUAUUACUUUCUCUGGCUAUUAGAGAUAUCACUGUGAAGGGUACCAAUGGAACAGUAUCGCAGACACAGAAGCUUAAUGCAUUCAAGCAGAGGGAGCUCUUCAAUGGCAACCUUGUCCAUUGUUUCGCCGCUAUCUUCCAGGUAUCAAGGACGACCUUCUCCAGUCCAGCAUCAACAAGGACGACCUUCUCCAGUCCAGCAUCAUCAAGGACGGCCUUCUCCAGCCCAGCAUCAUCAAGGACGACCUCUUCCAGUCCAACAUUUGAAGGAAAGGCCCUUUGGUACAGUUUCUAUGCAAUUUAAAGAAAAUCAUUGUUUCAAUUCAACAAGUAUGCGCAAACUACACCGCAUUUCUUGCCAGGAGAGAGAUUCGGAUUCUGCAUCUAUGAGGGCAUUGGAAUCUUCAGAAAAACAUUCAAUGGAAUCUUUCAAGGUUGGGAGAAGGGAGAUUGUACUGCAGAGCACUGAAAUAGCCGUGUUAGCAGCUAUAUUCAAUUUUGGUGGGACAAAGCCUAAUUAUAUUUGCGUACAGAAGAAUCCUCCAUCUUUGGCAUUAUGUCCUGCAACUCAAAACUGUAUCUCAACAGCAGAGGAACUAAAUGAUUUAAGUCAUUAUGUUCCACCUUGGAAUUAUAAUCCAGAAGAUGGACGUGGAAGAAAAAAGCCAGCGUCUAAGCAACAAGCAAUGUCUGAGCUACUUGAAGUGAUUAAGACUACAAAACCUGAUAAUUUUAUGCCACAAAUAGUAGAGAAAAAUGACGACUAUGUUCAUGUGGAGUAUGAAAGCCCUAUAUUGGGGUUUGUAGACGAUGUCGAAUUUUGGUUUCCUCCAGGCAAGCGUCCAAUUGUUGAGUAUCGUUCUGCUUCCCGACUAGGAAACUAUGACUUUGAUAUCAACCGAAAGAGAAUCAAGGCUUUGCGGCUGGCAUUGGAGAAAAAAGGUUGGGAGUCUGUUGGUUAUUAAGCAUCCAGAUCUCUUGGGCAUUUGGUUUUGCUACAAACCCCAAUUACAGAUUAUGUUUGGUGGCUGCUCAAAACCAUUCGUAAUAGAUAUUAAAAAAGCGAGCUUGCAGUUGUCACAUUCUGCCACUUAAUUGAUCUUUCUAAAGUUAUGACAGAAUGGAAACAUCAAAUAACUUUAGUUUAUAUCUAUCUGUGAAAGCGAUUUCUUUGAGGAAGUCACGUUAAAAUUGCCUGUAUUGUACUUUUGAAAAAAGAUUAAACAUCUUAUUUUCUUCUAUUGCAUCCUGUAAAAUUUAUUGGCAUAAUAUUUUUUAUCUACUAGAAAUUCAUUUAUGGAAAAGGUGUAAAUGAUGUUAAUGACCAUUAAUAGUAUGAGUGGCAAAGAAUAAGAUGGUGAGAA